Molecule: messenger RNA, 797 nt
Organism: Desarmillaria tabescens
Lineage: Eukaryota; Fungi; Basidiomycota; Agaricomycetes; Agaricales; Physalacriaceae
Exons: 3
Coding region: 224-502 (92 amino acids)
Source: RefSeq, a predicted model, not a curated record
AGCUCGUGCAUAGGAGAAUCGUGUUGAAUGCGCAGCUACCACGACGUUUCUUCAGGCUGCAGAUGAUCCGAUAGUGCAGGAAGGAGGGGCGCUCCAGCCGGAAUCAUAGGGACAGAUGCAGGUGAAGGCAGGAAGGACGUUGGGUCGUGGACGUGAUAUGGGCAUUGGGUGACGAGGUUGUGCGAGUGACGCCGGCGAGGAAGUCUGGCUCUAGGACAGGUUUAUGCCGAAGCCGCCUCGCAGGUAUCACCGUCAAAUCCUCAUGCUAAGUCAGCCACGUUGUUCGGCAGUCAUUCGGCCGGUUCUGCUGUUCGUGUUCUGCUGCUUCUUGAAUCGCGCGCACUACGUUGGAACCUGGAAUUACCAUCCGAAUCUUAUCCCUCACAGUCACAGAGAGUUCUUCGCAUGCAUAUCGAUAGGCCUCUCCAAAUUCCAUUUCUAUUGCAUGUAUGCCACACAAGUCCAACCGUACGACGCUUUCUGUUCUGAAUCCUGCUACUGAAAUUGAAUCGGACCAUCACCAAUGUCGAGGGGGCAUGUCUCUAGGACCGCAUCGGAUACCAAUUAUUGCGCUAUUUUCUCUUUUCUGAGCUACGACCCAAGGGGAUUCAUUGAGCCCAUAAGAGCGAGGAUGAGGUUUAACCUGUCUUCGGACCAGGAAGGAGGGUUAUUGUUUAGGAACAGAACACCUCGUACAGACCGUGACCCACAACGUCAUAUUCAAGUAUCGCCCGGCAACUGUGAAAUCAAAGCCGAAAGGAGAGCGACACAGUGCGCGCGCUAUGGAAGGGAGGAAC